Messenger RNA from Phacochoerus africanus (Common warthog), 1277 nucleotides. RefSeq names its product cysteine rich tail 1 (gene CYSRT1). The coding region runs from base 619 to 1017 and encodes 132 amino acids. The transcript has 4 exons. The record is from RefSeq and is a predicted model, not a curated record. Lineage: Eukaryota; Metazoa; Chordata; Mammalia; Artiodactyla; Suidae.
AGGACUCGGGCCGCAGGCUCGGCGGCGGCGGGAGCAGAGGAGAGGCCUGGACCGGGCCCGAGCUGCAGGCCGCGGACAGGCUCUUCUGGCUCACAGGUGCACCAGGCUUAGUGUCCAGCGCUGGAGGCUGAGAGGGCGGUGUGACCAGAGAAGGACGUGCAGGGGCAGGAAGUAGAGGCAGGGUCACAGGGAGCACCUGUACUCUCUGCUUCAGGCGUGUGAAGGGUGGCUGGGACCGCAAGACGACCUGCAGGCCCCGGGGGGGGCCUGUGGGCCUGAACCCAGGCUCGCUCCCUGUCCUGCUUUCUGGUGAGCUGCAGAUCCUUGGAGGGCCAGGACAUGCCCCGGAUGCGUUGCGGAUGAAUCACCCAGGCUGGCAAUGUCCCUCGGAGCCCUGGCCGUGGUCACCCGCCCAUCCAGAGAAGGAAGGGUGGGUGGCCGCUGUGCCCAAGAAGCUGGGGCCUCCUGUUUCCUGGGAACCCCAUCUCUGAGCCCCGCCCAUAGCCCCACCCUCCCCAGGAGGGAAAAGGCAGCAGCCAGCCGCUCAGCUCACAGGUGCUGGGACCUGACCCAGAGCACAGGAGGACAGACUGCUGCCGUCACCCCUUCAGGCCGGCCAUGGACCCCCAGGAGAUGGUCGUCAAGAAUCCCUUUGCCCACAUCAGCAUCCCGAGGGCACACCUGCGGCCUGAGCUGGGGCAGCAGCUGGAGGUGGCUCCAUUCUGUCCGGAGUCCCAGGCUCUGCCUGGGGGGUCCUGCACCCUGGAGCCCACCGAGGAGAACACAGGGCCCAAGGGUGCCAAGGGUGCUGCUCCCUUCCAGGGCCAGCAGGCCUGGCAGCAGCCCAGCAACCCCUAUGGCAGUGGGCCGCGCCCGUCAGGACUGACCUAUGCGGGGCUGCCACCGAUUGGGCGUGGGGAUGACAUUGCCCACCACUGCUGCUGCUGCCCCUGCUGCUCCUGCUGCCACUGCCCCCGCUUCUGCCGUUGCCACAGCUGCUGCUGUGUCAUCUCCUAGCCCGGCCCCCACUGGGCCACGGAGCCUGCCUCGGGACCCCCGGCAUGGCAGCCGCAGCAGGGCCUGGACAGUCGGGACAGCCACUGGGCUGUUGUAAUGGGCUCUGGCCGCUCCCCACUCUGGACAGAGACAGCUGCCCGCCACGAAGGCUGCCCUCUCAGCUCAGGCCCCCGAAACAGAGCCCCUGCCGUGACGGCAGCCGCGGGGUCGCGGCUCUUCAAGGCCCCGGGCCCAGGCAAUAAAGCAGAGUGAGCUCUGUU